AUACCUCUUGAAAUCCGUGAUCGUUUGGGAAUACUGGACAAAUUUAGCCCCAUUCAAGCUUUAUUAGAAAGAUGUUUCUACAGAGAAAGUGAGUGGUGUGUGUGUGUGUGUGUGUGUGUGUGUGUGUGUGUGUGUGUGUGUGUGUGUGUGUGUGUGUGAAUGAGUUAGUGUGUUUGCUGGCACACUUGUGAUGAUGUCAGAGCAGCACUCAGGUGUGUGUGAAGUCGGCUGCAGUACUGUGACGGACAGGUGGCCUGACCAAUCAGCUGUGAUGUCUGUUCAAGUGAGGCCUCUGGACACACCCAGGACUCCCACUGAGAGGCUGGAUGAGGUUACCAUUGGCAACACUGAGGAAAUUAUAGAGAAUAAACAUCGAGAUGCUGGAACUUACUUCAACAUCAACAACAAUAACAAUGAAGAAGAGGAAAAAAAGAAAAUGAAGAAAGAAAAGAAGAAGAAAGAGAAGAAAGAGAAAAAAGAGAAGAAAGAGAAAAAGGAAAAGAUGGAGAAGAAAAAAGAGACAGAAGAGAAGGAGAAAGAGAAGCCCAAAGAAAAGAAAGAAGAAAAGAAAGAAGAACCAAAGGAGAUUUCUGUUGUAGAUCCAGCUGGAAACAUGUACUACAACUGGCUGUUUGUGAUCACAUGUCCUGUGAUGUAUAACUGGAUUCUCAUCAUAGCCAGAGCGUGUUUUGAGGAAUUGCAGGGAGAUUAUUUGAUAUACUGGUUCAUUCUGGAUUAUGUAUCUGAUAUGGUGUAUCUGGCCGACAUGCUGUUCAGGACCAGAACAGGAUAUCUGGAGCAGGGUCUCUUAGUAAAAGAUGAGAAGAAGCUUCGAGAUCGCUAUAUGCAGAGUGUGCAGUUCAAACUGGACCUGGCCUCCAUGGUCCCAACGGACAUUUUCUACUUGUUCUUUGGCUUGAACUACCCUGAGAUUCGCAUGAAUAAGCUGUUAAGAGUCAAUCGCUUGUUUGAGUUUUUCCAGCGCACAGAAACACGGACCAACUUUCCCAACGUGUUCCGAAUCUCCAACCUCGUCAUGUACAUUGUGAUCAUCAUUCACUGGAACGCCUGCAUGUAUUACUCAUUUUCCAAGGCCAUUGGCUUUGGAGCGGAUGCCUUUGUGUACCCAGACACCUCGGACCCUGAGUUUGGCCGGUUAGUGAGAAAGUAUGCUUACAGUAUGUACUGGUCUACCCUGACGCUCACCACCAUCGGAGAGACUCCUCCGCCUGUCCAAAACUCUGAAUACUUCUUUGUGGUGACUGACUUCCUGGUUGGCGUGUUGAUAUUCGCCACCAUCGUUGGAAAUGUGGGUUCCAUGAUCACGAACGCAAAUGCGGCUCGAGCGGAUUUCCAGUCUCGCAUCGAUGCUAUUAAGCAGUACAUGAGCUUUCGAAAGGUCACCAAGGACCUGGAGAAACGGGUUAUCAAAUGGUUCGAUUACUUGUGGACCAAUAAGAAAGCAGUAGACGAGAGAGAGGUACUCAAGUUCCUGCCUGACAAGCUGAGAGCGGAGAUUGCUAUAAACGUCCACCUGGACACUCUGAAAAAGGUUCGGAUAUUUGCAGACUGCGAGGCUGGACUGUUGGUCGAGCUGGUAUUGAAGCUGCAGCCCCAGGUGUACAGCCCGGGCGACUACAUCUGCAAGAAGGGUGACAUCGGCCGUGAGAUGUACAUCAUCAAAGAAGGAAAACUCGCCGUGGUGGCUGAUGAUGGAGUCACGCAGUUUGUUGUCCUUAGCGAUGGCAGUUACUUUGGAGAGAUCAGCAUCCUCAACAUUAAAGGCAGUAAGGCAGGAAAUCGCAGAACCGCCAACAUCCGCAGCAUUGGCUAUUCAGACCUAUUCUGUCUUUCCAAAGAUGACCUAAUGGAGGCGCUGACCGAAUAUCCAGAUGCGAAAGCCAUGCUGGAGGAAAAAGGACGACAGAUCCUUAUGAAGGACAAUCUGCUGGAUUUGGAGUUGGCCAAGCAGGGGCCCGACCCCAAAGACAUGGAGGAGAAGGUUAUCAAGAUCGGCAGCGUGCUGGAUGAACUGCAGCUGCGCUUUGCUCGCCUGCUAGCUGAACAUGAGGCUGCACAGGGGAAACUCAAGAAGCGUGUCACUAAAUUAGAAAAGAAGAUUACAGCAUCUGGCGGAGUGGAACCAGAACCAGCGAUUCCAGAGAAGAAAGACGAGGAGCCAGAGGAAAAGAAAGAUGCUGACAAACCAGAGGAGAAGUAGAAGUUUUAGGAGUUUGAAAAGAAGCCUUGUGUAUCUGUGGUCCUCCUUUAUAGGGAAGAGGGCGUGACUGGAUUUGUGUGGAUCUGCUCCUGCCCAAGAGCAGGUUUACCCAAUGCUGUCAGUCAACCACGGCAAUCCCUGUUGAAAAGACCAGCUUGGCCAGUCACCAGCAUAAGCUGUGUUUUAGAUGCUGAUCUUCAACAUGGGAUGCUGGUGUGCAGAUUCAUAACUAGCUUAACCAGCAAGACUUCUGUGGUCAACCAGCCUCUCCAGUUACGUUUUUCUGGUGAACACCAUAGAUCUAGACCAGCAUAAACUAGCCUUGGACUGCACUGAAAGUCAUACUGGUGUAAGCUGGUCUUUUCAACGGGGAUGUGUGUUUGAACCGAAACAGAAUGAAGAAGAAACCUGCUGAUGUUUGUUUCGUUCAUUCCUCUACCUACAACAGGUAGAAUGCAAAUGUAACAUAUUAUACAGGGCAGUGUUGUAGUACUCGAGUCCAGGACGAUAUUGAUGACUUGUGACUCGUCUCAAACUUCUCGAAUGUCUCGAAAACUAAUGACUUGGACUUGGACUCAAGCAUUGGGCACAUUCUGACUUGGAGGAGAGGACUUGUUACCACCGUUAACAUUUGCAUUCUGCCCUUUUAUGGCAUGAGAUCACAUGAAUGUCAUGCCAUGUACCAGUUGCGCGAGCGCAAAUCUCUGUGCUCGCACCCGGAUUUCCUCUGCUUUCACUCAAAACUGGACGCGUAUUGCUCUCAAAUCUCCUUGCUCUCGUUCAGAGAGUGCGUGUGCCACUCAAAAGACGUCAUGUGUACUCGCAAAUCUAUUAUAACACAAAAUAACUCUGCCUUUGUUUAUUCAUACAAAUAUUUUAUUAAGUUCUCAAGUAAUUAUUCAAGACAAAGAAACAGUUAGUACUAAAAUAAGAAAAAAGAAACAAAUGAAGAAAACUGCUUAAAGCUUCUAAAAGCAAUAUCAAACAUUCAAGUAACAUUAAGAAAAAACUGGUAUUGUAAUUGUAUGUAUGGUUUCUUGUACAAUACAGAUCGAAAGGCUGAAUGUGUGUGUGUGUGUGUGUGCCAAUAAACUUAAAAUGGCAACAGAAUUGUGAUUUUUUGCAUAUUUUAUGACAAGGACUCGUAACUCAGACUUGUAUGAAGUUAUUGGUGACUUGGACUCGGACUUGAGCAGUGAGGACUCUGGCACAAUAUUGGUGACUCAGACUUGAACUUGAGAUCUAAUGACUUGACUACAACACUGGUAUCAAUCACUGGUAUCAAGGAAAUCAAAUUUGAGAAGAAAUCAGAUUUAUUUGUAGGUUAGUACUUACUUGUAUCAUGUUAUGGACAUGCUGCUGACAUUUAUAAUUUUUCAUUAUAAAUUAUAUGAGUCUUUCAUGAGAGAAUAUAAACAUAAAAUAAGAAAUUUUUUCCUUAGGUGUGUAUGAUCGGGAGCCUCUCAAAACCCUGUUCAACAUUAAUAUUUAGCAAGAAACAGUAAUAACAAUGCUACUGUAGAAAUGUCAUUAAACAGGCUGUUAAAUGUCAAAGAUUUCCUCAAUACAUUUUUGUGACCAGACACAUGUACAUGGCGUUUGUUCAUUUUAUUUCUUAUUUUAAGUCUUUUUCUUGUUUUAUUUUUGCUCAUGAUGUGCUGUAAGGUGAAAGGUGGGCAUGUCUCUGGGUGAUGAGUCAGUUUGUUUGAGUGCUGAGAGGAGUUGUAGUUUUCAGAGGCGUUUCCUCUUAGCAAUCAGCCGUUAAGGACUACAUUUCCUAUCAUGCCCUGCAGCGCUGCCAUCUUGCGCAUGCACGCUGAUUCCAGAGCAGCUGGUCAUUGUGUGGAGUUUUCGCAGUCAUUUAUUUCCAGGGUUUUCAGUAAAGCGUAAAAAUGUGACGUGGUAGUGUAGGCAUUUUCCUGAUCCAGAAUUUGCAUAGGUCAUCGAUCAUGCGCACUAAAAGUGUAUGAGGAUAACCCACAUCACUAACGGUUGAACUGUUUUCUUUUUUGCUGCUAAUAGAAACAGAUGUUGAAAUUGAAUAUGUCAAUUUGUCAAAGUAGAUUAGUUCAAAAUCACACGCUAAAAUAUCACAAACUCGCGCCAUUUAAACCAUCUGAAUUCUUUGAAUACUUAAAGAUCUGCGGUUAUAGGGGUUUCGAGAGAUAUACUUGUCCCCACUGAAUUACAUGUGCAUCAAAUGCCUUUCUGUGUUUACAGGGGUUUCGACCAGUUUGCUGUCGCUGAUAUGAAAAGCCCACAGAAAGAAGUCACUAUAAUGCGCAUGUGCGCUGACCUGAAAGGCCACACCCUCGGAUACGCCCUGUGUGCGUCGCUGUACUGAAACCCCUGUACUUUAGUGAAUGCAGUUGAGUUUUCGUUUAUGUGAAUAAAGACAAAUUUGGAUCCUUUCGAAUAUUUUCAAAUUAUUAUAAAAUGAUUUAUUUAAAAGAAAAUGUAUUCUUACAUGAUCCAGAUAAUUGCAAGUAUUUAAUUAAUGUGAUGAGAACGGUUGAAUUCACAGAUCAUCAGAGAACUCACUGUGUUGAAAUUAAUGUUAAUGUUGUAUUAUGUGUUAAAUAUGUUGUAUUGUGUGUUAUAUUGAGUUUUAAUUAACAUGUUAUCUAUGUUUUAUAUUGUUUCACUGCUGUAUGUGUUUUGUGUUGUGGUUAUCUGUUGUUUUGUGUUGGUGUAUAUUGUGUUCUUUUAUUUGUCUUAUUUAUGUUUAUGUUGUUAGGGUUGUGUUCGUUAUUAUAUUUGUUGUUUUUGUUCUCAGUGUCUCAUUGUCAUGGAUCCAGUCUGGAGGCAGCAGGGUCAAGGUUGCAGUCGGGGUCAGGUCAGAGGUCAGAUCGCUGGUGAGCCCUUAGUGUUGCGUCCUCCUGGAGCUAUGAGGUUAGAGGAGCAUCAGAGGUGAAAGAUAACAAC
This is a messenger RNA of Myxocyprinus asiaticus (Chinese sucker), 5146 nucleotides long. Its product is annotated as cyclic nucleotide-gated channel rod photoreceptor subunit alpha-like. Gene Ontology annotation, biological process: monoatomic cation transmembrane transport. The record is from RefSeq and is a predicted model, not a curated record. The transcript is spliced from 9 exons. Bases 191 to 2221 code for a protein of 676 amino acids. Gene Ontology annotation, molecular function: protein-containing complex binding; intracellularly cGMP-activated cation channel activity; intracellularly cAMP-activated cation channel activity. Gene Ontology annotation, cellular component: intracellular cyclic nucleotide activated cation channel complex; plasma membrane. Lineage: Eukaryota; Metazoa; Chordata; Actinopteri; Cypriniformes; Catostomidae.